Molecule: messenger RNA, 2298 nt
Organism: Bubalus bubalis (water buffalo)
Lineage: Eukaryota; Metazoa; Chordata; Mammalia; Artiodactyla; Bovidae
Gene: AVPR1A
Product: arginine vasopressin receptor 1A
Exons: 2
Coding region: 831-2084 (417 amino acids)
Biological process (GO): positive regulation of vasoconstriction; regulation of systemic arterial blood pressure by vasopressin; G protein-coupled receptor signaling pathway
Cellular component (GO): membrane
Molecular function (GO): peptide binding; vasopressin receptor activity
Source: RefSeq, a predicted model, not a curated record
CUGUUACACUGCAGAGGAGGGUGGAGAGGAGCGGGGCGGUAAGAGAAAUUCCCGUAGUCGAGUUGUCCUGAGAAUGAAGUUAGCCAGACUGGCUCUCCAGAUGUGGGCGGACUCUCGGCGCAGGGAGAAAACCCGGCUGGCGCAGGUGGCCGUCACGCGCCAAAUUCCGGUUCAAGAGCACCCGAGCGGGCAGUGGACUCUGGAUUUCUAGGUACCGCGUCUAUUGAAGUCACAGUCAGGGUUAAGGUGAUUCUUGACGGAGGCCUGAGAAAAUGAUGGGAAGCCCUGAAAAGGUAUGACACGUCCAGUUCUCCGAGCUUUUUUCUUUUUUUUAAAUUAAUAGAAGAGCGGGGAAGCAUCACCAUCAACCGAUAUGCCGAGGAAUCCGCGCUUUCCAGCCCCACCCCUGCAGCAGUGAUGCAAAAAGGACAAAUCACCGACGUAGGAAGUUGGGAGAAAGGAAAAUCCCGGGGGGAGAGGAGAGGGAGGUAGCGAGAGUAGGCACCGAGCAGCCUCCAACCACUGGGGCGAGAGGGAGCGCGAUCUGGAGAAACAAACUCCGUAUUAAUAAUUUGAGUUUGGAGUCCAGGGCAUUCGGAGAUUGGGAGCGCACCUUCCAGGCUUCGCUGGAGUUGAGAAAGGGCGGAGCAGGGAAAGAGACGGGCGACUCGACCGAGAGCGGCUGAGUUGGCUGGUGGGACUCUACGCCCGGAGACGCCUGCAAGAGAGGGAGCAGAGCCCGGCUGGCGGUGAGCGCUGGCCAGGAGGGAGCGCACCGCGCAAGGAGGCGGGAAGGGAACGGGCCUCAGCGGAGACCGAGGGGGCGCUGCAUGGACAGCAUGCGAUUCUCCGGGAGCCCCAGCGCGGGGCCCGCGAGCAACUCCAGCCGGUGGUGGCCUCUGACUGCCGGAGGUGCCAACACCAGCGAGGACUCGGAGGCGCUCGGGGAAGACGGCGGCCCGCAGGCGGACACGCGCAACGAGGAGCUGGCCAAGCUGGAGAUUGCCGUGCUGGCCGUGAUUUUCGUGGUGGCCGUGCUGGGUAACAGCAGCGUGCUGCUGGCGUUGCACCGCACGCCUCGCAAGACGUCCCGCAUGCACCUCUUCAUCCGCCACCUCAGCCUGGCCGACCUGGCCGUCGCCUUCUUCCAGGUGCUGCCCCAGCUGGGCUGGGACAUCACCUACCGUUUCCGCGGACCCGACGGGCUGUGCCGCGUGGUGAAGCACAUGCAGGUGUUCGCCAUGUUCGCCUCGGCCUACAUGCUGGUGGUCAUGACUGCCGAUCGCUACAUCGCCGUGUGCCACCCGCUGAAGACGCUGCAGCAGCCCGCGCGCCGCUCGCGCCUCAUGAUCGCCGCCGCUUGGGUGCUGAGUUUCGUGCUGAGCACCCCGCAGUACUUCGUCUUCUCCGUGGUCGAGGUGAGCAACGUCACCAAGACCUACGACUGCUGGGCCAACUUCAUCCAGCCCUGGGGUCUCCCGGCCUACGUGACCUGGAUGACCGGCAGCGUGUUCGUGGCGCCUGUGGUCAUCCUGGGCACCUGCUACGGUUUCAUCUGCCACCACAUCUGGGGCAACGUCCGCGGAAAGACAGCGGGGCGCCAGGGCGCGGGCGAAGGCGCCUUGCACCGAGGAGUCCUGCACGCACGGUGUGUCAGCAGCGUGAAGACCAUUUCCCGCGCCAAGAUCCGCACCGUGAAAAUGACCUUCGUGAUCGUGACGGCCUACGUCGUUUGCUGGGCGCCCUUCUUCAUCAUCCAGAUGUGGUCUGCCUGGGAUAAGAAUUUCUCCUGGGUCGAGUCAGAAAACCCAGCCACCGCCAUCCCUGCAUUACUGGCUUCCUUGAAUAGUUGCUGCAACCCCUGGAUAUACAUGUUUUUUAGUGGCCAUCUCUUGCAAGACUGUGCCCAAAGCUUCCCAUGCUGCCAAAACGUGAAACAAACGUUCACCAGAGAAGAUUCUGACAGUAUGAGCCGAAGACCGACUUCCUUCACUAACACCCGAAGCCCCACCAACAGUAUGGGAACAUGGAAGGACUCGCCUAAAUCUUCCAAGUCCAUCAAAUUCAUUCCUGUUUCAACCUGAGCCCCCUGUGUUCACAGUCUGACUCUUGUAAUGGACUUUUCAGCCCAUUGACUGAAUUCAGCUAGAAUUAUUAGACAAAUGAACUUAUAUAAGAUAUGAUUAAUCAAUCUGUUGAGUACAAGACUGUGUUUCUCCCUGCAUUUUUCACAUUGCUACAAGCAAAAGCAAUUAAUUGUUUUAUACAGAAUGUUAAUAAAAACAUGCAACACUAAAA